AUGUCGCCACGUCUAGCAGGGAAGCUCCUGCAGCUUUCCUCCUCCGUGAGGGCACGGGAGCAAUCACUGCUCCCCCUCAUCCCCAUCCGAGAAUUCGGCAUCCGCUCCCUCAACGAGCCCAAACCAAACCGCUUCAACGUCGGCGCCAACCUGCCCGUCCUCGAAUCGAGCACGACCGCCGCCCUCCUCCGCAAAGCAAACUCCCUGCCCCUGCGAACCGGUGCAAUCGCCACAAAGAAGGGCAUGACCGCGAUCUUCGACCCGGAGUCCGGAAAGCGCACCGCCUGCACAGUCCUCCAGCUCGACCGGGUCGAGGUCGUCUCGCACAAGACUCGCCAGAAGCAUGGAUACUUCGCCGUCCAGGUUGGCGCGGGCUGGAAACACCCAUCCAACAUGACCAAAUCGCUGCUCGGACACUUUGCCGCCAAUGGCCUCUCGCCCAAGCGUCAUGUCCAUGAGUUUCGCGUCAAGAGUGAGGAGGGUCUUUUGCCGGUUGGAGAGAGCAUCUACGCCAAUUGGUUCCAGGAGGGCCAGUUCAUUGACACCAAGUCCAAUACGAAGGGUAAGGGCUUUGCUGGUGUUAUGAAGAGACACGGCUUUCAUGGUCAGGAUCGUUCUCACGGUGUGAGUUUGAAGCAUCGUUCCAUGGGUUCGUCGGGUCCUGGUCAAGGUGGUGGUUCUCGUGUCUACCCCGGCAAGAAGAUGGCCGGAAAUAUGGGAAAUACCCAGAAUACCGUGCAGAACUUGAGGAUCCUCAAGGUGGAUCGUGAUACUGGCGUUGUUGUCGUGAGCGGUCACGUUAGCGGUCCCAAGGGCUGCGUUGUCCGCAUCCAGGAUGCGGUUAAGAAGCCCUGGCCCGAGGUUGCCCCUGCUGCUGAGGCCGAAGCUGUGACGGUCUAG
Penicillium waksmanii is the source of this 900-nucleotide messenger RNA. RefSeq names its product mitochondrial 54S ribosomal protein uL3m. Gene Ontology annotation, molecular function: structural constituent of ribosome. The transcript is spliced from 2 exons. The record is from RefSeq and is a predicted model, not a curated record. Lineage: Eukaryota; Fungi; Ascomycota; Eurotiomycetes; Eurotiales; Aspergillaceae. Gene Ontology annotation, cellular component: ribosome; mitochondrial large ribosomal subunit. Gene Ontology annotation, biological process: translation. The coding region runs from base 1 to 900 and encodes 299 amino acids.